This is a messenger RNA of Prosopis cineraria, 4158 nucleotides long. RefSeq lists its product as uncharacterized. Gene Ontology annotation, cellular component: nuclear pore. The record is from RefSeq and is a predicted model, not a curated record. Lineage: Eukaryota; Viridiplantae; Streptophyta; Magnoliopsida; Fabales; Fabaceae. The coding region runs from base 592 to 3855 and encodes 1087 amino acids. The transcript has 10 exons.
AAAAUAAUAGAUUACAAUGUUCUUUAAAUUCACCGUCAUCCUUUUUAUUAUUCAUUGUUAUUAUUUUAUUUUAUUUCUGUGGAAGCAUAGCUUUUUAAGUAAUCUUUCACUGUCAGCUUGUGAGUCCCACAGGCUCAGAUAUCUUCGAGUCUCCGAAAUGAGGACCCAUUUUGAAGUCAUAACAACGAACUCCUCCAGCUAGCGUCUGCAGUUCUGUCAUUCCUACCAGGCUACCACUUCCACUCACUGCUUUUUCCGCUCGUAAACUCUUGUUUACAUGCUCAAUGCAAUCAUUUUCUGAAAGGCGGGAGGUUUUUUUCCUUACUUCGUUUUCAACUUUCAAAUAGUAUGCGUGGUGGCUUCAGGGUCCAAGUCUCAGAUAAAUUCUCAAAUGCCCGCGUCUUGUCCAGCCAGCUCACUGUAGUUCUCGCUUGAUUUUCACGGCUUCAUCCCUUCUUCUCUCUCUUCUCAUUCUCGAGCCUGCUGAAGCACACUCACAGUCACACACGAACGAGGGCUUGUGAUUUCGCACAUCUCACGACAUUUUGAAGUCACUAAUUCAUCAAUACAAGAGUCACAAUCUCGGCAGCAAUGGUCCUAGGCUUGAGAGGAAAGAAUAGGAGAAGUGCCACUGUUCAAAUUGAUUACCUCGUUCAUAUACAGGAGAUUAAACCUUGGCCCCCUACUCAAUCCCUCAGAUCCCUUCGUUCUGUAUUAAUGCAAUGGGGAAAUGGCGAAUGCAGUUCAGGUUCUACCAAUCUUGUUGUCCCCUCUCUUGGUUCUGUUAUCGGUGAAGGAAAAAUUCAAUUUAACGAGUCAUUUAAACUUCAUGCAACUUUGUUGAGGGAUAUGUCUGUUAGAGGCGGUGAUGCUGAUGUAUUUCAAAAGAAUUGUUUGGAGUUCAACUUGUAUGAGCCUCGAAGAGAUAAGGCUGUUAAAGGCCAGUUAUUGGGAACGGCUAUCAUAGAUUUGGCAGAUUAUGGUAUGCUCAAAGAGGCGUUGAGCAUUAGUGCUCCAUUGAACUGCAAGAGAAACUACAGAAACACAGAUCAGCCACUUUUGUUCAUUAAAAUUCAGCCUGUUCAAAAGGAUCACAAUAGCUCGUCUUCAAAGGACAGGUUGUCAAAAGCUAUGUCAAAGGGAAGUGGUGUUGGUGACUCUGUUUCGGAAUUGAUGAAUGAAGAAUACACUGAGGAAGCUGAGAUUGCCUCUUUUACUGAUGACGAUAUUUCCUCACAUUCAUCUGUGGCUGCAGUUACUUCCGUCCUUGAGUCCAUUGGAAAUAGAACUCCUGAACUUCAAGAGAAUGGAUCUACUCAAAACACAGAUGGGAAUGAUAAAGAGCAUGCGCUGGAUUCAGAAAAAAGGAUUGAAAAAUUGAAUAUAAUACCGCAAGAUACAUAUAAGAAGCUGGAGAGGAGUUCGCCAUACACAUCAUCAGUAGAUGUAUCAUCUGAUCUUGGGAGUCCACUAAAUGGUCAAACUUCUAUUAGUUCUCAUCAUAGUUCAGUGACAUCCCAAAAGCAUGUUGUCUCAUCAAUCGUUCAUCGUUCUUCCCCAUCUUUAGCACUUGACAACUUAAAUGAAAAUCCUAGGACCAAGACUGGCAGCAGUUACUACGAGCAUUUGAAUCAGCAUGUUCAAAUAAACGCUGAUACAAGUAGAACUAUAACUACUGAUGCUCAAUUAAACCGCAAUGAAUGCACUUCUCAUGGUUAUCCUUGCAACACAGCAUCUCCAGAUAAUAAUCACUAUGUGGGAACGAAUCCUGGCACUGCAAACAAGGAUGGUUCUGAAAUCAACGACAAACUUUAUAAGGGAUGUGAGGAAGCUGAAAAUUAUCACGUGGAAAGCAUAAGUGAUAAAUUUUACUGUAGUUCUGUUAAUGAUAAACAUGCAAAUGAAAUUUCUAAUUUGUAUAAGCUCUGCCAUGUGACAGAUGAAAAUUCUGGAACUGAAGGUGUCAAAGAUCAAAACCCAUUGAGUACAAGUGCAUAUACUUUAGAUGGGACAAAUAUUGUUUUGAAAGACAAUAGUCUGAAAAGUGAAAGAUUAAAGCACGUAAAGUCUGUAAGGUCACCUACAGACUCAACAUUGAGUACUGGAUCACCUGGCAGUAAUCAUCAUGAUGAAGUAAAGGAUGCUGGCAUGGUUGGAGAUGUGCAAAAUAAUGGAGGGAAUAUCAGAGUCAGUGACAAAAAAGAUGCCAAGGUUUAUCCAAAGGAAGUAAGGAGUUCAAUUUCAGACCGCAAAAUCAAUCUUUUGGAAAGCAAGAUAAAGAUGCUUGAAGGAGAGUUAAGAGAAGCUGCAACUAUAGAGGUUGCUCUAUAUUCUGUAGUUGCUGAGCACGGAAGCUCCAUGAGUAAGAUAUAUGCCCCAGCUCGGCGCCUUUCUAGGCUCUAUCUUCAUGCUUGUAAAGAAAAUCUUCGAUCAAGAAGGGCUGGAGCUGCUAAAAGUGCUGUUUCUGGACUAGUACUUGUUGCAAAAGCGUGUGGAAAUGAUGUCCCAAGGUUGACAUUUUGGUUGUCUAAUUCUAUCGUGUUAAGAACAAUUAUAUGCCAAACCACCAAAAAUGUAAUGCCUUCUGUUACUGCUGGACCUAGCGUAAAAAGGAGAAUUGGGGGAGAGGGGAAUGACAAGAUAACUCCCUCACUGCGAUGGAAGGGAUCCUCUCCCAGAAACAAUGAAAACACCACUGUUGAGCAAGAAGGUUUUGGUAAUUGGGAUGACCCCCUUGUAUACAUAUCAGCACUGGAAAAGGUAGAAGCUUGGAUCUUCUCUCGCAUUGUGGAAUCUAUAUGGUGGCUGACUAUGACUCCACACAUGCAUCAAGUUGAUGCGAAGGUCACCGAAAAAGGUGUGGGCUCUUCCUCAUGGAAAACCUUUGGAAGGAUGUCUAGCUCAUGUGAUCAUGAACAGGGGAAGUUUUCACAAGAUAUUUGGAAGAAUGCCUUUAAGGAAGCCUAUGAAAAGCUCUGUCCUAUUCGUGCUGGAGGGCAUGAGUGUGGUUGUUUGCCAGUGCUGUCUAGAUUGAUAAUGGAGCAAUGCGUGGCAAGAUUAGAUGUGGCUAUGUUCAAUGCUAUUCUUCGUGAAUCUGCUGAUGAAAUCCCAACUGAUCCUGUAUCCGAUCCAAUCAGUGAUCCUAAGGUUCUUCCUAUUCUCCCUGGAAAAUCAAGCUUCGGAGCUGGUGUGCAGCUAAAAACUGCGAUUGGGAACUGGUCUAGAUGGCUUACUGACCUAUUUGGCAUUGAUGAUGAUGACUCGCUUCAAGACAACGAUGACCCUGACUUAGCUAAUAAUGAUGGGAGCCAGAAUGCAUCUUGCAAGUCCUUCCAUCUUCUUAAUGCACUAAGUGAACUCUUGAUGCUUCCUAAGGAUAUGCUGCUGGGUGCAUCCGUCAGGAAAGAGGUAUGCCCUAUGUUUAGCGCACCAGUAAUCAAGAGGAUUUUAAACAAUUUUGCCUCAGAUGAGUUCUGCCCUGAUCCAAUUCCAACUGCUAUUUUUGAAGCUCUAGAUUCAGAGGAUGAUCUCGAGGAUGAUGGAGUGCGUGUCAAAAACCUCCCAUGCAUUGCGACCCCCACAGUCUAUAUAACUCCCGCUGUAUCUUCCAUAGCAAACAUAAUUGGGGAGGUCGGAAGCGAACCUAAACUGAGAAGUAGAUCUUCCGUUCUAAGGAAGGCAUACGCCAGCGAUGAUGAGCUCGAUGAAUUAAACUCUCCCGUGUCUUUGAUAUCUAACGAUGGUUUCAUGUCCAAAGCACAUUCUACAAAACCCACUUGGAAGUCGAAAGAAAUUCAAAAUUCAUUUGCUGUCAGAUAUAAACUCCUUACGGAUGUAUGGGCGAACAGCGAAUAGUCCCGCAGAAUCUGCCAAAAGAUGCUACUCUCUGCCUGCUACCUUUCCGAUAUACCACUUGUACAAAAGAAACGGCUAUCUCCCCUUAGUUGGGCAGAUCAGAAAUAACUUGAUAACACUAUGUAAAUUAAUAAUAUUUAGACGAUCACUACAUACAGCUUAGUACAUAAUACAGGGUCCUAGAACAGACGUCUGUUAGAUUGAGGCCGUUCUAUCCUAUACGCUUGUUUCUAAUUUUGUUUGAAAACAGCUGGUCCCAAAAUGGAAAUGUGGAAUGAAAGUCUCAAAUAGAUUCGAAUAUCA